Rhipicephalus microplus (southern cattle tick) is the source of this 1551-nucleotide messenger RNA. RefSeq lists its product as uncharacterized. The record is from RefSeq and is a predicted model, not a curated record. Lineage: Eukaryota; Metazoa; Arthropoda; Arachnida; Ixodida; Ixodidae. Gene Ontology annotation, molecular function: protein binding.
AUGUGCGCCGCGGCCAUAGCCAAGAACCCCGUCAACGGCCCUGCACCGGACGAGCCCGGUAACGGGGACAUCACCACAAUCUGGUAUUCGGGCUGCUACACGCUCUUCGCUCUGGCAAAGGAAGGCCUGAGUCCCAAACAGAAGUGGCUGCCACCUAUGCGAAUUGUGGUCAAAGACCUUGGCAGCGACAUGAUACGGCUACUGAUCGACAUCGCCUACCAUAUUCCCCUCCUUGAACUUGUAACACAGCACAACAUCGGAGAGGUGCUCGAUCUCACCGAAAUGCUACAGGUCAGGCUAAGCCACCUACUUAACCACUGCGUGAACUUCCUCAAGCGUGACAACCAGCCGGAGAGCUGCAUAGACAAUUACUACCUGGUGUCCAGUCGCGGCUAUAACCACCUUGCCAAUGAAGCCUUUCGCUACCUGCUUCGAAACUUCGAUCAGGUGUGGAAGAACAGUACCCAGUUUGAGGCCCUUACACCCGAGGAGAUGCGCGCUAUCCUGGAGGAUAGCCGGAUGCACUCGCUGACCAGAAACUCUUUGCCGGUUGGCGAAGUGACCGGUAUCGACCUGUCCCAUAAGAUGUGGCUCACGCCUCGGAUUCCCAAGCACAUACUCUUAGUGUUCGGUGGGUGGACAGACGGCGCCACGAACGUCAUGAGCACGUACAAUUAUCGCGCCGCCAAGUGGCGCGUCAUCGGCAACCAGUACACCUCGCCUAGGUCGUACCACGGCGUGGUGGUGAUCAACCAGUGCAUCUACGUCGUGGGCGGUUUCAACGGCCGUGAGUGCUACCACUCGGUCGUGUGCUACGAGGGGCACAUCUACGCCAUGGGUGGCUACGAUGGCACCUGGCGUAUCAAAACGGCGGAGCGCUAUGACGUCAAGAAAAAUAACUGGACCGAGAUUGCCAACAUGCAUGAAACCCGCAGCGAUGCCAGCGCCGCCACCGCUUGUGGACGCGUCUACAUCAUGGGCGGCUACACGGGCCUCUCGGUCCUAGAUUCCGUGGAGUUUUACGAUCCAUCCACCAACAUCUGGACCCAAGUGCCACCCAUGCCUUGGCGACGCAGUGGCCACAAGUUGUUAGCGUACAAGGACAUAAUCUACAUAAUUGGCGGCUUCAACGGCGUCGCACGCGUUUCUACCUUGCAGCAGUUCGACCCGCAAAAAAUAAAUACAUCCAGCUGCCCAACAUUCCCAACCCCAAAAGCAACUUCACCGCAGCAAUCCUGGAAGGCGCUAUAUAUCUACGUCAUCAGGGGCUUCAAUGGAACGACGACCGUGUCACUCGUGGAGAGGUAUGACAUCGAAUCCCGCAAAUGGUUCAUGGUGCCUGAGAUGCCCACCAGAAUGAGUGCAUGCUCAGCGGCCGUCAUUGAGGAUGUCGCCAACCCCGGAACGACGACCGUGUCACUCGUGGAGAGGUAUGACAUCGAAUCCCGCAAAUGGUUCAUAGUGCCCGAGAUGCCCACCAGAAUCAGUGCAUGCUCAGCGGCCGUCAUUGAGGAUGUCACCAACCCCGCUGCAGUGGCAGCAGCAGUUUGA